AUGAAGCUAUCUACCGUUGCUGCCCCUCUUAUGACCCUUUUGGCCGUGGACUUGGCCGCCGCUGUAUGGACACUCCAAGCUGGGUCUCAACAUUGGUCUGGGACCAAACCUCAAUCCUGCACACCUGUGGAUAUUCCCCGGGGCGCGCAAAUUAGCUGGACAGGAACAAAUGGGGCUAGUACCGUCCAGUUCUUCACCACACAGGGAAGUUGCAAGAAUGUCUAUCGGACGGUGAUGGGAAUUGGGGAUAUCAAUGCAUCUAGCAAUAUUUAUGGAUUUGUGGUGAAAGCGUGA
Penicillium maclennaniae is the source of this 294-nucleotide messenger RNA. RefSeq lists its product as uncharacterized. The coding region runs from base 1 to 294 and encodes 97 amino acids. NCBI's taxonomy places the organism in Eukaryota, Fungi, Ascomycota, Eurotiomycetes, Eurotiales, Aspergillaceae. The record is from RefSeq and is a predicted model, not a curated record. The transcript has a single exon.